Messenger RNA from Notolabrus celidotus (New Zealand spotty), 1761 nucleotides. It is a transcript of the gene dnajb1b, whose product is annotated as DnaJ heat shock protein family (Hsp40) member B1b. The record is from RefSeq and is a predicted model, not a curated record. Gene Ontology annotation, cellular component: cytosol. The transcript has 3 exons. Gene Ontology annotation, molecular function: transcription corepressor activity; Hsp70 protein binding. The coding region runs from base 207 to 1289 and encodes 360 amino acids. Lineage: Eukaryota; Metazoa; Chordata; Actinopteri; Labriformes; Labridae.
CGUGACGUCGCUGUGGGCGUGUCCUAGCUGAGCAGUCACAGCUGAGAUUGUUCGGGCUGGUUUUGGAAAACUCUGGAAGUUUCUGCUCUCUUUAUAAAGAAAAACCUUGGGGGUGAAUAUCUGACUAGACACGGGGGACGACUAAGGACGAAUAUUACUGAAGUUACUUAUCAGAGAGCUUCAACGUCAACUAAACAGCCUGCUCCAUGGGGAAAAUGGGCAAAGACUACUACGACAUUUUGGGAAUUAAGAGAGGAGCAUCGGAGGACGACAUAAAGAAAGCAUAUCGCAAGCAGGCUUUACGCUAUCACCCCGACAAGAACAAAUCAGCAGGAGCAGAGGAGAAGUUCAAAGAGAUAGCUGAAGCCUACGACGUCCUGAGUGACCCGAAGAAGAAGGACAUCUACGACCGUUUUGGUGAAGAUGGUCUGAAAGGCGGAGGACCCCCAGGUGGUGGUGGUGGUGGUGGUGGUGAUGGCCCUGGCACCUUUAGCUACACCUUCCAAGGAGACCCUCAUGCCAUCUUUGAAGAGUUCUUCGGCGGGCGUAACCCCUUCGGACAGUUCUUCGGGGGCCGUAAUGGAGCCAUGGAUGAGGACAUGGACACCGAAGACCCUUUUGCUCGCUUUGGGAUGGGGGCCGCUGGAAUGGGCGGGUUCCCUCGCGGCUUCAACCCUGGUAUGGGAGGAAUGGGAGGAAUGGGAGGAAUGGGCGGCCACAGCAGCGUUGUGAGGAAGCCUCAGGAUCCCCCUGUAGUUCAUGACCUCCGGGUGAGCCUGGAAGAGGUUUUGUCAGGCUGUAUCAAGAAGAUGAAGAUCUCACGUAAGAGGCUGAACCCUGACAGGCGGUCUGUAAGGUCAGAGGAAAAGAUCCUGGAGGUGCAGAUUAAGAAGGGGUGGAAAGAAGGAACAAAAAUCACGUUUCCCAAAGAGGGGGAUGAGACGCCAACAAACAUUCCAGCUGACGUUGUCUUUGUGUUGAAAGACAAACCACAUGCGGUUUUCAAACGUGAAGGCUCAGACAUCAUUUACACAGCAAAGAUCUCACUCAGAGACGCCUUGUGUGGCUGUUCAAUCAACGCUCCCACGCUGGAGGGCAGAGAGCUGACGGUGACAUCAACAGAUAUUGUGCAGCCAGGGAUGAAGCGGCGCAUCAGCGGCGAGGGCCUUCCUUAUCCCAAACGCCCCGAUCGACGAGGCGACCUCAUAGUGGAGUACGAGGUGAAGUUUCCAGAGAGGCUCAGUCAGAGCGCCCGGGACACCAUCGCUCAGGUCCUCCCGAGAUCUUAGAGGACAUCAACAAGACUUUUCAAAUAUCAUCCAAGCUGCCAGCUGUCCUUGCUUCAAUCAUCACAUGGACGUUGAUGUGGAGUUUCACACGCCAAAGAAGAGACGGCAGACUCAUCAGGUGGAUUCGCUGCAUGUACGCUGUCAUCCAAAGUGUUAAAGUGUACCCUGAAAAAUGCUUAAGAUGGAUAACUGCAGGACUGUACAGGGGUUAUUGUAAAUAUCAAGCUUUAUAAGAUUAUAUUUUGGUCAAAUAUAUGUAUUAUUAUUAUUGAACAUAAGGAAUGCUGCACUUUUCUGGGAGAGAUGUUGGUUUCUAUUCAAAGUUUACGCACUUCAAAAUGAUGGAUUCACAAAUUUCUAUUAUGAGGAACCUUUUCUUUUCUGAUGUGGAGGAAGAUGUUAUGUUUGGUUUUGAAUGAUUGGAUUUGUAAUCAUGCAGAAAAGAGAUUAAAACGGUGCUCCAAAAACUGAA